UCAGUAUGCGGCCGCGCGCUCAUCGCGAGAACACCUGUUUGCUACCCGCGCCUUUUCCUACCUUCACAAACGACAAUUUAAGUAAUUGUGGCUCUUUUGCGAAACUUUGAAAAUUCAUUAGACGUGUACGCAAUAUUCAAAACUUAAACGCGUUAACAACACGCACAAGGCUAAGUACGACAUAUAGUAGAACCUCAAUUAACCGGGUGCGGGUUAUCUGUGCGGCGGAUUAACCUUGCAUACCAGGAUAUGAGUCAAGCUUAUUUCAUGCUUAAUUGAAUUUAUUCAGAAGUGAUUAAUGUCGAGCUAACUAUAAUUAUAAACGUUUACUCAUUGGGUUUAACUAAACUUACGUUUAAACCUUAAAGGGUUAAACUGGGCUUAAAAGUUGGUCGAAACUUGAAGAACUUUUGGAUUUCAAAGGCUUUAUAUUUACCUGAAAUUCAAGGAGAGAUUAACCACAGGCUCCUUUAGAUCAACCAUCUACCGUCAUUUAUGUACAUACGUCGAUAUGCGUAAGAGACGUAUUAUUUAUUGAAUUUACGCCAUUUCAAAAUGAAGGUUCCUACAUACUUUAUCUACAUUCUAUCUCUUAUUUUAUCUACAUUCCAUCUCUUAUUAUUUCACUGCGAAUGGCGUAUAUUAUUUAAUAGACGUUAUUUAGUACCAGAUUAUUUAUCGUUUAUUUAUAUAUAUAUAUAUUUAUCUAAUAUUAUAUAAAGCCCGUAGUACACACAUUUGCCAUAAACUCUCAUUCCUACUUCUCAUGGUCUAUUCUUGAGUACUAAUUUCCGGUAAAGAAUAAUUUAUCCUAUUUCGUUUGUUGUUACAAAAAAGGCAAUUAGUAUUUAAUUACAGUAAAUUGCGGCGUUAAUUUGCGGGGCAAUAGUGAUUCAUUGUUUUCAAUCAAUUCACAUCGAUUCAAUUACUUUCUGAAUAUCUAUCAGACAAUGAGCACGGAUAGAAGCUUUUUCCUUAAUGUUCGCAAUUUCAUAAUUAAAUUCGUUACACGUGUACUGGAGAAUAUUAUUAUUACCAAUUUACCAAUAAUGUUCAGUAAGCCGUGGAAUGUAGAUUUUUCUAUUCAGAAAGUCAUUUCCAAAGGAAUUUUAUUGGUUAGAAUCAAAUGGGCAUAACAAAUGCCCAUGCAAAAGUCGAUGACAAAGUCUUUAACAUUAUACAAAUAUAUAAAGUAAACAAGUAAAAUUAUAUAAUAUAUAUGUAACCCAUAUACUCCUGAUCAGGAGUACUUUGCUUACAAGAAAGACUUGCGUUUCAGAUAUUAGUUUUUAUAUCUGUAUAUACUAUAUAUUAUUUCUUUAUCAAGUUCUGAUUUGCUUUAUAAGAAUCAGUGGAAUUAGAUCUUUGUUAUACGACUAUUUUUAUUCACGCCUAGAUCUAAUGUCCCCUAGUUCAUUCUGGUCAAGGAAAAUGGCCGCUAAACGUGGAAAGUUCCUUCGAAAAGUAUAUCCCCCAAUCCCAAGUGACACUUCAUGAGCUUUACGACCUUUCGUAUUACUCCUCGAAGGUUCUACGCAUCUUUUUCUGUCAAUUUCUAGGUAAAUGCUUAUAUCUUAGGUACAUAACAAGUGACUUGAUAUGAGCUAGUGAAAUUCAGAGAAAUAAUGAAAUAUGUCUAUUCGAUAUCAUGAAUACGUUCAAUUUCCAUGAAAGCCAUUAUCAUCCAAGGAUAUGUCAAUCCGUUGAAAUAUAACGGUCGACCCAUGUCUUCACCCAUAAAAAUUAUUCAAACGACGUAAACAAUUGUUUAAAUAAGGACAGUAUAUCUCUUUCGGUCACUUUCGAUUAAUGAUAAACUGGAAACUGUUCUCGAUGAACUUCACCGAUAUGUUAUUUAAAUAAUUCAGAUAAACCGUUUGUUCUAUGCUUGAAAUGUACCCCACCUCUACGCAACUAAAAAACUGUAAUUAAUCAGUACGGUAUAUAUUAUUACCCAGUAGUUUUACAUAUUGUAAAAUUGACAUACCCUGGCACUUGUGUUCCUGAUUAUAAUAUUGGAUAUAAGUGUGAAAAUUGAUUGGAAAUUAUAUAAUUUUUGCACGUUCAUCCAAUUUCCUAUGGUUUAUUAUCUAAAAACGGAUGAUUUAUAUACUGUCGUAUAUAAUAUGCAGUGCGUACAUAUUUGUAGUCGUUGGCAUUGAGAUGGUUUUAUGGUACUCCCUUCCCCGUGCACAUACCUUUAUGUCAAGACUGAAUGGACAGAAAGCAUCCUCCUCUAUGAGAUAAUACGUCUGGCUCUGCUACGCAUUCAGGCCUGAAGUGACACUGUCAAAUCGCAAAAUCGAGGUGAGCCUGGAUCAGCAGCGGCAGCAGCAGCCUGCAUGCUUGCGACAUGCUCACCAUACAGAGAGAGUGCCUAACUACCCUGUGCUUAACUGCAACCUGUCUGUGAUCUCAAUUGCUUCAUGAUCCUGUGGUCUAUACUGCUUUUAAGAGAAAUGGCAAAGCGAGUUCACUCGUUCAUCUUAUGUCACCGCGCAAUGGUUCCUGUGUAGCUGAGGUAAGCUCCGUGAGAAGUCUAUCCUCGGACGAUGUCUCUGGAACAAAGAACAACAAAAAGAAAUCCUGCUGGGCACGGGCAACUGAUCCAGCGCAUCGUCGGGGUCGGAGGAUCCAGUUGCUCCAGAUGCUGGUUCUUCCUUUCAUCCCAAUUCUGGCCCUGAUUGUACAAACAGCUAAUACACUUCAUGAUAUACUGAUCUACAGGCAGGAAGUCUCUGAUAUUGAGACUCAAGUAACAAUUGCAACGGACCUGGGAAAAGUAGUGACCAGAAUGCAACUGGAACGGUCAGAGGUCGCUUUCUUCAUUUACACCAAUGGAAAUACCUUGAGGAGGUCCAAUCUAACGCAGAGGUUCGCAAUUACGGAUCAGGCACUUCAUAAUAUGACAAUGUGGCCAUUAGUUUCUGUACCAAGGGACGAAACCGAGGCGUACGAUGUCGUCAACAAGGAAGCAUUUCAGGCUCGUCUUAACGACUUCAGGCAAAAGAUCAGCUCCGAGGAAAGUAGUAUAACAGAAGUGAUGGCUUGGUACACCAGUGUCAACGCUGCCAUGUUGGAUCAUUUAACUAAUCAGAUAAAGGAAACAGAUAACAGUGGAGUCUGGAGAUACUUGAUUGCCUUUAAGAAUUUACUACGCAGCAUCGAGAGCCUUGGUAUCGCCUCUGUCUAUGGAAUCAAUUACUUUGGACGAGGUAUUCUCAUGAGUGAAAAUUAUGUGAGUUACGUGCGUCACGAAACACUUGGUCGUGAUCUACUCAAUGGAUCUCUUACCUACGUGCCUUCUCUGAAAGCUUUCUACGCCGAACUUACUCGUACCAUGACGGACUAUGGACGAAUUAAAUCUAGGCGAGAGGAGAUUCUGAGAAAUCGUAAGAGGGAGCCAAGCGUUGAGGACGCCAUUGCUUACUUCGACAGCAUGGCUACGUACGUGGAUGAACUUCGUAAACUUCAACGUGAAUUGCGUCACAUGAUAAGGGAGUAUGUCAAUUCGACACUGCAGGAUGCCAGCAAUAAAGAAGUGGCUGGUAUUGCGAUAGUCGUCCUGGUCCUCGUCAUUUCACCCAUCAUUAUAGUCCUGGUGCGCAAUGCCGUAGCUACCAUUCAGAUGUACGCAGCGAAUCUGGCGCAAAAGGCUCGUGAGUUGAAGCGAGAAAAGAGAAAGAGCGACACGCUACUUUUUCAAAUGUUACCGACAAGCGUUGCGCAGCAAUUGAAGCAAACUCAGCAGGUUCCAGCUGAAUAUUACGAGGCCGUUACGGUCUACUUCAGUGACAUUGUUGGCUUCACGGAAAUAGCUGCGGAAAAUACACCCCUUGAGGUUGUCACCUUCCUCAACUCGAUUUACAAGUUAUUCGACGCAAGAAUCGAGUGUUACGAUGUUUACAAAGUAGAAACAAUUGGGGACUCUUAUAUGGUCGCUUCUGGACUUCCAGUUAGAAAUGGUAAAAGUGAUAAACACGUGUCGGAAAUUGCUACAAUGGCCUUGGACUUACUAGCAGCCUCGACAGUAUUUCAAGUUCCAAAGCGACCUGGUGAACGUUUGCAAAUACGUAGCGGAGCUCAUACCGGACCUGUAGUAGCGGGUAUUGUCGGUACGAAAAUGCCUCGUUACUGUCUCUUUGGCGAUACAGUAAACACAGCCAGCAGAAUGGAAUCAACGGGAGAAGCUCUAAGAAUUCAUAUUAGUCUAGAGAUGAAAAAAGCUUUGGAUGCUGUCGGUGGAUUUCGAAUCGAACACCGUGGACUGGUAGACGUCAAGGGUAAAGGCCUGAUGGACACGUACUGGUUAGAAUGUAAAGAUGGCGGCAUCGCAAGGGCCGCUGAACUCGACCUUCCGUACUUCUUCGAGGAUGUGCGACCAGUCUUCAUGCGAAGGCUUCGCGAAGAGGGUACCCUCUGAUGCGAACCAUACUCUCGCCGGGAUUUGUGGUAC
Cephus cinctus (wheat stem sawfly) is the source of this 4456-nucleotide messenger RNA. Its product is annotated as receptor-type guanylate cyclase daf-11. Gene Ontology annotation, biological process: receptor guanylyl cyclase signaling pathway; cGMP biosynthetic process; intracellular signal transduction. The transcript has 16 exons. Gene Ontology annotation, molecular function: peptide receptor activity; guanylate cyclase activity. Lineage: Eukaryota; Metazoa; Arthropoda; Insecta; Hymenoptera; Cephidae. The coding region runs from base 2489 to 4423 and encodes 644 amino acids. The record is from RefSeq and is a predicted model, not a curated record.